Molecule: messenger RNA, 3336 nt
Organism: Rhineura floridana
Lineage: Eukaryota; Metazoa; Chordata; Lepidosauria; Squamata; Rhineuridae
Gene: PEX11A
Product: peroxisomal biogenesis factor 11 alpha
Exons: 11
Coding region: 251-1855 (534 amino acids)
Biological process (GO): regulation of peroxisome size; peroxisome fission; lipid metabolic process
Cellular component (GO): lipid droplet; peroxisomal membrane
Source: RefSeq, a predicted model, not a curated record
GGUGGUAAUGAAGAUCAAACACCUGGAGGCGAGCUUGAACUCGGGGCGCAAGUGGAGCUCUUUUGCCCAAUUUCCACAGAAACUUGGCAGACCCUUGACCCACUUAGCUAGAAGGUGGGGCUUGCUAAUGUUACCGUCUGGGGCAAGACUUGUCUCUGUCAGACUUGAGGCUGCACUGCCACUCGCUCUCCAUUCCUGGCACCCUACUAAAGACAGCUUGAUUUUACAGCUGUUUACAGGCUGAUGUAUAAUGAUGGCAGCCAAAAGCAAGCAGGUAAUGCAGAAUGGAUCCCCUAAGGAGCUCCAGGCAACGUGUGUGGCUGCUUCACAACAACCCUGUAAGAGUAAUAAUGCAUUGCAGAGGGUCUUGCACCUCCCAGUGGUCAAUUCAGCAUGCAGCAACCUCCAGAAGACAUAUUCUGUCACCAAACAAGCUCAUCCUCUGAUGGCAUCAGUGUGCGGGGCCUAUGAGCGAGGCCUCCAGAGUGCUAGUUCCCUAGCUGCAUGGAGCAUGAAGCCUGUGGUACAGAAGCUAGAACCUCAAUUCGCAGCAGCCAAUGCCCUUGCCUGUCGAGGUUUGGAUCACUUGGAGCAGAAGAUUCCUGCCCUCCACCAGCCAGUGGAGAAAGUUACAUCUGAUCUAAAGGACUCCAUUUUAACUCACUGCCAAAGUGCUGUGCGCUCUGUUAGGGACACCUUGGACAGAGUCUUGGGUCUGGUUGCCAAAAGCUAUGAGCAGCCCAAGAGUAGCAUGAGGAACACAGGAGAGUAUGCCGGGACCAGCAGAGUGAGCCAAUUGGCUGAAGCAGGAGUAGAUGCAGCCAUUGGCAAGCUGGAGAAGCUGGUAGACUUCUUCUUACCCAAAGUUAAUGAGCCUCCAGGGAGAUGUGAGUCACUGGAGAGAUGUCCCACCAGCACCUUUGGGAGGAUAAGAUCCUUAGCUGCUACUGCUUUCCAGCGUGCCUAUAAACAGACCACCCAAACCAUCCAGCAUACAAGAGACAAAGGGCAAGAACUGGUCACGUGGGCCCCAGGUCUGGUUGGUUUGGUUGGACAAAGCACAAGAAAGGUCCUGAGGAUCCUCUUUGGUGUCCAGAGCCCAGAAACCAGCUGGCUAAACAAGAAGGGUCAGAAGGUGCCAGAGAACAAGAGAGAAACAAAGAAAGAUGACAAAACAGGCAAGACACCAAAGCAAGCCAGGACACAGAGCCUGGUGGGCAGUCUGGCUCAGAACCUGCAAACGGCCUAUCUCUCCACCGCUUCGAGCGUGAAGAAUGCCCCCAUCGCUGCCUGGAAUGCCACUGGGCAACUUCUAGAGGUCUCUCCGCAUAGAGCCAUGUCUGAGGCGGGGGCAAAAGUGGGCCUGUUGAAGGAAAGCAUUCAGAGCAUCACAGGCAGCCUGCUGGGAACAGUCUUUCACUAUGCACCCCUUCCAAAGAUCUUGGUGAAGCAAGAGGAAACUGCAAGCAUGUCCAUGGCUAAUUCUGAGUCAACCCAAGGUCGGGAAAGUACCCAGCCUGUUUCCACACAUAUUGAGGAGGAGGAGGAGGAGGAGGAGGAGAGGGGGCUCUCAUAUAGGCUUCUAGGAAUUCGCCGGUCUAGCCGAGGUCACCAUCCCCUCUCUUUCCUCAAUCUUGAUGAGCCCCUCCCUUUGGAACAAGCCACCCACCAACGUCGUCGGAGCUCUGCCUUUGAAGCCGAGAAUACCGGAUCCCGCAAAUCUGCCUUCUCUCCUUACAAGGAGGGGGCCGGUGGCAGGAGAUUGAGUGAAGGGCUGUACCGUCCAGGCUCAGAAGUUGCAUACACCAGGUCUCACUACACAGGCCUCUAUGGCACCACCUUCAAGAAAGACUAAGCCAAUCACAGUCCAAAAAUCUCUGCUUAGUAUCUUGUUCAGUCUUGAGUCUACUGCUCUUGCUGGCUUUGCAAGCUUUGUUACCUGAGAGUAGGUCAACUAGGGCCAUACUAGAUGAUAUGUUAAAUAUGGGGAUGCCUUUAGUGGCAUAAAAUGAUUUAAAUUAGCACUUUUAAAACACUUUGUUUUCUCCCAAAGAAUCCUGGGAACUGUAGUUUACCCCUCACAGAGCUACCAUUCCCAGCACCCUUAACAAACUACAGUUCCCAGGAUGCUUUUGGGGGAAGGUCAUGUGCUUUAAAUGCAUGGUGUGCAUGCAUCCCUAGAUGGGACCAUAGCAUGUGAGGCUGUUAACCCAUUUCCCCCCAUACAGGAGGAGCUCCUGUUUCUCAUCUACUGUAGGGGAGGAGUAGCUUUGACAACUUUCAUCAGGGCCAGAACCUGGGUUGUCAUGCCACUGUAUGUCACAGUCCUAAUCCUGAUUCCUUCUCUCUCUCUCUCCCCCUCCUGCCCCAAUCCCAAUUCAUUCUCUCUCCCCUCACUCCCCAACUGUAGUUUUUAAGGCCACAUUCACACCAUACAGUUAUUCCACUUUAAACAGUCAUGACUACCCCCAAAGAAUCCUGGGAAGUGUAGUCUGUGAAGGAUGCUGAUUGUUAGAAGACCCCUGUUCUCCUCAUAGAGCUACAAUUCUGAGUUCUCUUGGAAGAGGGACUGACAAACUACUAGGAGAAUUGUUGCUCUGUGAGGAAAAUAGGAGUCUCUUAAUAACUCUCAGCACCCUUCACAAACUACACUUCCUAAGAUCCUUUGGGGGAAGUCGUGACUGUUUAAAGUGGAAUAAUAGUGGAAUAAAUGUAUGAUGUGAAUGGGCCAAAAAGAAAUGGUAAAAGAGAUGGAGAAUCUGUGGCCCUCAACUCCCAUCAGCCCCAGCUAACACAGCAAAUGUUCAGAGACAAUUAGAGUGAGGCCACAUUCACACCAUAAUUCCCCCCCCCCAGUCUUAUUCUACUUUAAACAAUCAUGGCUUCCCCCAAAGGAUCCUGGGAAGUGUAGUUCGUGAAGGCUGCUGAGAGUUGUUAGGAGACCCUUAUUCUUCUCAGAGAGCUACAAUUUCCCGAGUGGUUUAACAGUCAAUCCUUCUUCCCAGAAAACUCUAGGAAUAAUAAUAAUAGUGGAAUAACUAUAAGGUGUGAAUGUGAUCUUGGGAGUCAAGCAACAUCUGGAGGGCCACAAGAUCCUCAAACCUGAUUUUUAAUUGCAUUUUUACUGUUUCUUUUAUUCUUAUAUAGUAUUUUAUUGUAUUACCGUUUGAAUUCUAUGCAAUGCAAAUUGUAAUAAAAUACAAUAAAAGAAAUAAAAGAAACAAUAAAAAUAAAAAUAGCACAGUACAUUACCAUUGCUACAAAAGGCAGAAGAACUGUUCAGUGGUGCACCCAGAGCUUGGAAAAGUUACUUUUUUUGAACUACAACUCCCAUCA